This is a messenger RNA of Mycosarcoma maydis (corn smut), 2496 nucleotides long. RefSeq lists its product as uncharacterized. The transcript has a single exon. Gene Ontology annotation, biological process: regulation of DNA-templated transcription. The record is from RefSeq and is a predicted model, not a curated record. Bases 1 to 2496 code for a protein of 831 amino acids. Gene Ontology annotation, molecular function: zinc ion binding; DNA-binding transcription factor activity, RNA polymerase II-specific. Lineage: Eukaryota; Fungi; Basidiomycota; Ustilaginomycetes; Ustilaginales.
AUGACAGACUCGGACAACCGCCGCGCUUCACGCGAACCCAGACUUCCACCCUUGAGCCCGUCUCUGUCCCGCGAAUUGAAUGAUUCCCUCCCGUCGUCGAAUCUGCCACGACAACCGCUCUCGCCGCCCAUGCUUCCUUCAAUUUCAGCUGGCUCAUCAUCAGUGACUUCUCUGCCACCACCUUUUCUUUCUCGGCUUCACUCUUACCAUCACCCCAUUGCAGCAUCAUACGCAUCUAGCAGUAGCAGCAACAACAACAACAACAACAACAACAACAACGACCACAACAGCAACAACAUCAUCAACAGUAGCAGCAACAAUCUCAACAACAACAGUAGCAGCAGCAGCAGCAACAACAACAACAACAACAACAACAACAACAACAACAACAACAACAACAACAGCAGCAAUGCUAGCAGCAGUAGCUGUUUCGAUCACAGCCGGAAACCCGCUGCUUCAUUCUGGAAUGCGCCUCGCUCACCUCCGCUCGAACAAGGACCGUCCGAUGGUGCCGGAUCCUCCUCCUUUUCGCGCAUCCUCCCGCCUCUGUCAAGCUCAGGCUCGAGCAACAGCUUGUUCCAACUGCCUUCCUUAUCUGCAAGUCUGCCAUCCCCAACAUCCUGGCACGGACGUCCCACACAAUACCAAGCUGGUCAAAAUGCGCAAGUCUCGUCCUUUCGAGCUUCGAAAGACGAGCCGCGCAGAUCGGGUCAAGAAGCUAAGCCGCUUUCACUCUCUGCUCAGAUCGGCGACCUAGCUGGCUCCAGCAGACCUCUCAAGACCGAUCAUUCUCCUUCUGGUCUCCAUUCCGCCGCCAUGGACGAUCCGUCUCCAUCCGGGCGCAAGCAAGCAAAGGCGCAUGUGCCCUCGGCGUGCCUCAACUGCAAACGCGCGCAUCUGGCCUGCGACGUCGGCAGACCAUGCCGUCGCUGUGUCAACCUAGGUAAGAGCAGCACUUGCGUCGAUGUACAGCACAAGAAGCGGGGUCGACCUCGUCUCAAGGAUCGUCCUUCAUCUCAAGCAGGCGUCACCACUUUGCAGACGAUCGAAGCCAAGAGCGACAUUUCCGGUUCGCCCGCUUCCGCCUCGUACGCUCGCCAGUCACCCACCUCCGAAUCAGGGGUUUUUCGCUCCCCCUCGCGCAACAACCAGCUCAUGUCGCCGCCGCUGCUCUCCUCGAGCACCGUCAUGCACGUCUCGGGUCGUACGCACGGCUCAGCAGCGCAUCCGCGCAGUGCGUCCAACUCGGUCUCUGCUUCCAGCUACCCUUACUCGCGACCUGACCAUGUCCGCCACCCCAUGGACAUCUCGAGCGCGUACGCAGCAGGUCCCCCCUCGUCCUCAUCCUCAUCCUCAUCCUUUUACCAACAGGACGGCUCACGUGCGCUCGCACCUUCGCAUCAGAUGCCCGGGCGACAUCAUUCGCACUCUGUCUCGUACGAGCAGCAGUUUCAGCCGUAUCAGCAUCAACCAUACAGCCCUUACCAGCAACAUCAGCCUCACGCCAACGGCUCCCACCAUGCCUCGCAGUCUUCUGCUAGCCCGCACAUGACAGGUUCGGCGGCUGACACAUCCGAGGGCGUCAUCUCGGCGGUGGUCACCAUGAUCUGCUCGACCAACCUGCAGUGCGCUCGCAUCUCGGAAGAGUGCACUGCUUUGUUAGGUUACCAGCCAAGCGAGCUCAACGAGCGUUCCUUGUUCGAACUCGUCCACCCCUCCGAGACGGGUCGACUGCAAGAGAUCUGGAGCUCGCUCAUCGAUCCGGUCGGUGUAAUCCCGCAGGCAGUCCCAGCUGCUGCCGAAGUGGUGAUGAGCACGCCAGCAGCUCGUCUCAUGACGCCAGCAGCAGGCACCAUCUUUGUGCAGGAAGACGUGCGUCUCAGGCAGCGCAAUGGCAUGUACGACUUCUACAGCGUCCGACUGCAUUUGGGCGGCGGCUUUGGCGUAGAUCUGUACCGCAGGGAAACGCUCGACCGCGCCUACAUUGUUGCCAGCCUGCUCAAACUGGGCAAUGACGCUGUGCAUCCGGACCCGGCCAUCUUGCGCUCACCCUACUCGCACGAUACCAGCAAAGGUGCUGACUUCCGAACACCGUCUGGGCAACCAGCACCCGCUGCACGGGCAACGAUCGAUACCGAACAGCAUGCACACCAGCGUCAUAGCUCCGGAUCGAUGCAUCAGCGUCCUGCACAUUUAGACAGUAAUGCACGUACAAAUCCAUCACCGCCACAGUCGGCUAUGGCGGCCAUCGACUUUGUGCGCCAGGAGAAUUCACGUGGCGGCAUCAAACGCAGCAGCGCCGAGAUGGAGCAGGACGAAGCAUCAUCGUCUUGUGGUGCAUUCUCUUCUUCUUCUCACAGAGGUGCAUCUCCCGGCACAAACAAGUUGUACAACACUUCCAAGCCUACCGGUUGCUCCUCGCCUCCCGUCGUACGAAGCACGCUUUCAGAUCGACCACGCAACGGCACUUCUACUCGCGACGGCAUUCUGUGCUGA